UGUCUCACAUUCGAAUCUUGCCCCUACCAAUAUGGCGGGCAUGUUGAUGCGUUGGACAAGUUAGCGACAUCGGGUAAUACAAAUUCUACCGUUUACCGGUAUGAGCUUGUUAACUGAAUACACUUCCUUUUAAAGCGUAGUGAACCAUUUUAAUAGCAGAAUCAUACUCUGUAUAUUAAAUCUAUUAAAAUAAAGUUUGUUUGAUUCAAAACAAAGAUGGCCGCUUCCAUGUAAGCCAAGGUGCUGUAUGGAUAUCCAUACCAGGCCCUGCUCCAGGUCUGCUUGAGAAGUUCUACAGGAUGAGCCGCACCACUAAUCUCCUGCAGCAGAUGACCAUCUUCGUCACCGUGGUUACCGGUGGAGGCUGCGGGAUGAUGUACUACCUCAUGCAGAAAAACUUUGCAAAAUCUGAAUACUAUCAAUCGGCAAUCGAGCAGCUAAGUGAUCACUCCACAGCCAUGGCCAACCUCGGAGCACCGCCCUUAAAAAUCCACAAUGUCCAUCUCACAGAUGGGUACAACCGCGUUGAUCACAACUUCGCCCAGUUAAAAAUCCCUGUGACUGGGCCAAAGACUGGAGGCUACCUGUACACAACAUCCAGCAGAGACGCUGUUAUGAACAGGUGGCAGCUCCAGCGAGUGGCUUUGCAGCUCAAGACCGGGGAGACGGUCCAGAUUUUCCCCAGAACAGAAUCUGAAUAGCUUUUACACAUUUGUAGCUUGUUAGGAUGGUUAUGAAUUUCAGAUAUUGAUAAACAGAUAUGUAAAUGAUUUCAUUAAAACAAAUACACACAAAAAAUUCCAGGAUGUUCUACACAUUAUUAUGCCAAUGUGAAUGAAUAGAUGCUUUUGUAACUGACCUGAAAUUCAAGAGGCUGAAGAUUCUUGUAAAAAACAAUCUAAAGGAAAAUUGUAAAAUGAAGGUCUUGCGGUUUUUAUUAGAAAAAGUACAGUCUGUCCACAAGCAACUUUGCAAAAUCAAAGCCUUGCAAUGUGAGUGUGUAUACAUGAUUUAUAUGCUGAUAUGAUGACGAGCUAAUGGUUCUGGGAUGCAAAAAGGAAAUCCUCAAAUGGACGAGUAUGUGAAAUAAAAUAAAAAUAAAAACUUCUCUCAA
Molecule: messenger RNA, 1114 nt
Organism: Tachysurus fulvidraco (yellow catfish)
Lineage: Eukaryota; Metazoa; Chordata; Actinopteri; Siluriformes; Bagridae
Product: cytochrome c oxidase assembly factor 1 homolog
Exons: 6
Coding region: 300-701 (133 amino acids)
Biological process (GO): mitochondrial respiratory chain complex I assembly; mitochondrial respiratory chain complex IV assembly
Cellular component (GO): mitochondrial inner membrane
Source: RefSeq, a predicted model, not a curated record